AUGGCCUUGGUGUUUGUGGGCAGGCAGCCCGUGGGGGCCCGGCCUCGGGCAGGCCUGUGCCAGGGCCAGCCCGCUCGGACAGACUCGGGUGACGUGUGCAACAGCACCGACCUGCCGGAAGUCGAGAUCAUCAGCCUGCUGGAGGAGCAGCUGCCCCACUACAAGCUGAGGGCCGACACCAUCUACGGCUAUGACCACGACGACUGGCUCCACACCCCCCUCCUCUCCCCAGACGCCAACAUUGACCUCACCACCGAGCAAAUCGAGGAGACGCUGAAGUACUUCCUUUUAUGUGCUGAAAGAGUUGGCCAGAUGACUAAGACAUACAAUGACAUUGACGCUGUCACUCGGCUUCUUGAGGAGAAAGAGCGGGAUUUAGAAUUGGCUGCUCGGAUUGGCCAGUCGUUGUUGAAGAAGAACAAGACCCUCACCGAGAGGAACGAGCUGCUGGAGGAGCAGGUGGAGCACAUCCGGGAGGAGGUGUCUCAGCUCCGGCAUGAGCUGUCCAUGAAGGAUGAGCUGCUCCAGUUCUACACCAGUGCCGCGGAGGAGAGCGAGCCCGAGUCUGUGUGCUCCACCCCGUUGAAGAGGAAUGAAUCGUCGUCCUCCGUCCAGAAUUACUUCCAUCUGGAUUCUCUGCAGAAGAAGCUGAAGGACCUGGAGGAGGAGAACGUUGUACUGCGAUCCGAGGCCUGCCAGCUGAAGACAGAGACCAUCACCUACGAAGAGAAGGAGCAGCAGCUGGUCAACGACUGCGUGAAGGAGCUGAGGGACGCCAACGUACAGAUCGCCAGCAUCUCGGAGGAGCUGGCCAAGAAGACGGAAGACGCUGCCCGCCAGCAGGAGGAGAUCACGCACCUGCUGUCCCAGAUCGUCGACCUGCAGAAGAAGGCCAAAGCGUGCGCGGUGGAGAAUGAAGAACUCGUGCAGCACCUGGGGGCCGCGAAGGAUGCCCAGCGGCAGCUCACGGCCGAGCUGCGCGAGCUGGAGGACAAGUACGCCGAGUGCAUGGAGAUGCUCCAUGAGGCACAGGAGGAGCUCAAGAACCUCCGGAACAAGACGGUGCCCAACACCACGUCCCGCCGCUACCACUCGCUGGGCCUGUUUCCCAUGGACUCCCUGGCAGCCGAGAUCGAGGGGACGAUGCGGAAGGAGCUGCAGCUGGAAGAGCCCGAGUCACCGGACAUCGCUCACCAGAAGCGCGUCUUCGAGACCGUGAGGAACAUCAACCAGGUGGUGAAGCAGAGGUCUCUGACGCCCUCCCCCAUGAACAUCCCCGGCUCCAACCAGUCCUCGGCCAUGAACUCCCUCCUGUCCAGCUGCGUCAGCACCCCCCGGUCCAGCUUCUACGGCAGCGACGUGGGCAACGUCGUCCUGGACAACAAGACCAACAGCAUCAUCCUGGAGGCGGAGGCGGCCGGCCUGGGAAACAACGAGCAGAGCAAGAAGCCGGGGACGCCGGGCACGCCGGGCUCCCACGACCUGGAGACGGCGCUGCGGCGGCUGUCCCUGCGCCGGGAGAACUACCUGUCGGAGAGGAGGUUCUUCGAGGAGGAGCAGGAGAGGAAGCUGCGGGAGCUGGCGGAGAAGGGCGAGCUGCUCAGCGGCUCCCUCACGCCCACCGAGAGCAUCAUGUCGCUGGGCACGCACUCCCGCUUCUCCGAGUUCACCGGCUUCUCGGGCAUGUCCUUCAGCAGCCGCUCCUACCUGCCCGAGAAGCUCCAGAUCGUCAAGCCGCUGGAAGGUUCGGCCACCCUCCACCACUGGCAGCAGUUGGCCCAGCCUCACCUCGGGGGCAUCCUGGACCCCCGGCCCGGGGUGGUCACCAAGGGCUUCCGGACGCUGGACGUAGACGUGGACGAAGUGUACUGCCUUAACGACUUUGAAGAAGAUGACACAGGUGACCACAUUUACCCCCCGGGCCUAGCUACCUCCACGCCAGCACAGCACCCAGAGACCUCAGCGCACCACCCUGGGAAGUGCAUGUCACAGACCAACUCCACCUUCACCGUCACCACCUGCCGCAUCCUGCACCCUUCCGACGAGCUCACGAGAGUCACGCCAAGCCUUAACUCGGCCCCGACUCCAGCUUCUGGCAGCGCCAGCCACCUGACGUCCACGCCCGUGGCCACUCCGUGCACGCCCCGGAGGCUGAGCCUGGCCGAGUCCUUCACCAACACCCGCGAGUCCACGACCACCAUGAGCACGUCGCUGGGGCUGGUGUGGCUGCUGAAGGAGCGGGGCAUCUCGGCGGCCGUGUACGACCCCCAGAGCUGGGACCGGGCCGGCCGGGGCGGCGCCCUCCUGCACGCCUAUGCCCCCAGGAUGGCCGCCAUCCCCUCCACCCCGCCCAACUCGCCCAUGCAGACGCCCACGUCCUCCCCGCCCUCCUUUGAGUUCAAGUGCACGAGCCCGCCCUACGACAACUUCCUGGCGUCCAAGCCGGCCAGCUCCAUCCUGAGGGAGGUGAGAGGGAAGAAGCCCGUCCGGAGCAGCGAGAGCCAGACGGACGUGUCGGUCUCCAACCUCAACCUCGUGGACAAAGUCAGGAGGUUCGGCGUGGCCAAGGUGGUGACCUCGGGGCGAGCCCCCAUCCCCAUCUUGACUGAGGACCAGGGGCCUCUCCUCUGUGGGGCCCCGGGCCCCGCGCAGGCCCUUGUCCCCGGAGGCCUGGCACCCGAGGGCCUGCCUCUCGGAUGCGCCGCCGUCACCAGCGCCAUCGGCGGGCUGCAGCUCAGCAGCGGCAUCCGGCGGAACCGCAGCUUCCCCACCAUGGUGGGCUCCAGCAUGCAGAUGAAGGCCCCCGGCACACUCACCUCGGGCAUCUUGAUGGGUGCUAAGCUCCCCAAGCAAAACAGCUUGCGGUGA
Molecule: messenger RNA, 2868 nt
Organism: Pipistrellus nathusii (Nathusius's pipistrelle)
Lineage: Eukaryota; Metazoa; Chordata; Mammalia; Chiroptera; Vespertilionidae
Source: the annotation of a GenBank genome assembly